AUGCUACCUCUUGCCAGGGAAGAAAGAUCCAUGCCAAAUCAAAUCCUAAUUGCAUCCUGGCACCUUUCCGUAAUAUCCCUACGCACCGCCAACACAGAGAGGGUCUCGACUAGACAGACACAUAACGAACAAGAACCCCCUGCUGUACCCGCUGUUCCAUUGGCUUUCGUGAAUUCAUAUAACAGUGCUCAAGCCAGGUUUGCCAGUCCCGGUCAAUCCAUUCAUGAAAAUUCGCAUGACGGUCCCAGCCCUGAGCCCAGCGCAGCAAUGGAGAUAUUGGAACACCAGGAAGGUGUUUGGUAUCCAGCACACUUGGUUGCAUAUCUUUAUUCAAUCCAGGCAAUGAAGGGUGAAUUGUGGGAGCAGGAGGAGUAUGAAGGUGGUGUUGGUGUUGGUGUUGCUGUGAUAGACGUCAAAAUGAAAUGGACUAAACAACCGGAUUGGGGUGCUAGAACCAGCAUUGGCAAGAGUUCUAUCAACGUCACUAAGAUUCUGAACACCAAUUAG
Molecule: messenger RNA, 507 nt
Organism: Histoplasma mississippiense
Lineage: Eukaryota; Fungi; Ascomycota; Eurotiomycetes; Onygenales; Ajellomycetaceae
Exons: 5
Coding region: 1-507 (168 amino acids)
Source: RefSeq, a predicted model, not a curated record